GGCGAUUCGCCAGUAAUGACCCCUGAACCCUGGUGGAGUGCACACAACCGUGGACGGACAGAUUGGCCGAGCAAAUAUACAUGCGGCUAUAAAAAGAGACCUCACGUCAGCGAGGGCAUUGCUUUUACCAACAACCAACAAUUCGGCGAGGCUACGCUGAACGUUAACAUGAAGUCGCUAGCGUUAGCUUUAAGCAUCAUGCUGCUGUUAGCCGCAGGCGAAGCGCUCAUCUGCCAUCGUUGCGUGCCAAAACAAGCCGGCGAGAACUGCGAGCUCACAGAGGAGGCAUGCAAACCUGGGAAAGAUAGCUGCGCCGCCGCCAAGUUCCAAACAUUGCCAUUUGGCCAAUACCAGAAGUGCAUGGCCUUGUCUGACUGCCAGAUGCUCCAGAGGAACAGUUUCAUCCAGAUAAAGUGCUGCGAAAGCGACCUGUGCAACACGUUUGAUGAAUAAACAAGCAAUUUGUCAUUUU
Syngnathus typhle (broad-nosed pipefish) is the source of this 472-nucleotide messenger RNA. Its product is annotated as prostate and testis expressed protein 4-like. Lineage: Eukaryota; Metazoa; Chordata; Actinopteri; Syngnathiformes; Syngnathidae. The coding region runs from base 16 to 453 and encodes 145 amino acids. The record is from RefSeq and is a predicted model, not a curated record. The transcript has 4 exons.